Molecule: messenger RNA, 762 nt
Organism: Eremomyces bilateralis CBS 781.70
Lineage: Eukaryota; Fungi; Ascomycota; Dothideomycetes; Eremomycetales; Eremomycetaceae
Exons: 2
Coding region: 220-762 (180 amino acids)
Source: RefSeq, a predicted model, not a curated record
UCAUCAUCACCAUUAACAUCUGAUACUACACAGUACACGCUACCCUCAGCUGUAAUAUGUAUUUGAUGAAGAAAUGAAAGGUUGGAGAUACGGACAGGAUUCUCCGGUUCUCCAAGUUUACGUCUCCGGAGUUGGUCUCUUUAAAGGACGAUAGAGUAUACGUCAAGUCGACUGGACGAUAGCUUCACGAGAGUCUACAUUGGAGUUUCAAGCCAUUGAAUGCUCAAGAGCCACAAUAUGGCACAAAAUCGCCACCAUACCCUUCUCCAACAACUCCCACUCACCGUCUCCCCCUUCCUAAACCUCCCCACCGCCACCACUCUCUCAUACACCUACAAAACCCUCCCGUCCACCCUCCCCCCCUCCAUUCUUGACUCCCCCUCCGCCUCCCCAACCGACCAACCCCAACCCCAGCCCAAAUACGUCAUCUCCCACGCCACCGGCCACGCCGCCCACCCCAGCUCGAUCCUUGCGUCCUGCGAAGCGCUCGUCUCGCACCUGGAUGCGCAGAGACGGGAGGCGGAGGAGGCGGUGAGGGGGUGGGAGCAAGGGAUUCGGGAGCGGGAGCUAGCGGAGAAGAGGAGGGUUGCGCCGGGGUGGUUGGAUGCGGAGGAGAGGCUGCUGGUGCCGGAGAGGUCGGGGGCGGGGGAGCAGGAGGGUGGAGGGGCUGUGCAUGGGGUGGAAGUGGUGGAUCGGAGGGAGGGAGAGGGGAGGGAGGGGGAGGAGUUAGAUCGGGCGUUUGGGGGGAUGAAGGUUGGGUGA